AUGGUCAUUGUCGACAAGUCCAGAGUUCAUCGCCUGGAGGUUCGAUGCUGUGAAUGUCCGAAUGCCAUGAGUCCGGACAUUCAAAUGUUUCAACACAGAUUUUUCCCUGCAUCUUUUAACAGGCCAAAGACUGUGUUCACCUUCAGAGUGCUCAAUGAUUUUCUACUGGACAGCCUUGAAUGCGGCACCUCGGCGAUGAACUAUUACAGCAAGCUCCGGCGAAUGACCUCCAGCAUGUUUCCACACCUUGUUCCGGACCAAUACAGAGAGCUCAUGAGGGUCGCUCGACAGUGGAGGCAGUUGAAGACAAUGAAAUGGCAUGGCUUUGGCCAUCAUUCUGAUAACACGAGCACAGGAGAACUUGCAUUAUUUUGCCUGGCAUGUCCUCAGCCUGGGAUUAAUGUGCUGUUGUCAGAGGAUGAAUCUCUUGAUGAGGAUCCAAGCUGGAAAUACACCCGGUCAUUUGUGAUGGAUGGAAAUUUCAAAGCCGAACAUCUGCAUCCCAUUAAGCCAUUCAAUGAAGUUUGGCUGUCCGAUGGGCUUGGAUUCAUGGUAGGAAAGGACAGGUAUAAAAUGCAUCUGGCAGAGGCUGCUGACACAGUGGAAAAAUCAAGCUGCAACAAUCACCGGGCAGCUUCCCGGCACAACAUGGAAGGCAUCACCAGGGCUGUCACCUUCUAUGAUAUUAAUUGUCAAUACAACAAACACUUUCGGGUUCGGGUGGAUCGAAGUCGAUUUCUAGAAAUGGCACCACAACUAACCAUCAUUCCUGGAAUUGGGUUAUGGCACGUUCAUGGCCAUCAGGACAGCUACUAUGUCCGAUAUGCUUCUAACUUUAUUGAAGGCAUUGGUCGGAUCGAUGGAGAGAUCAUGGAGACACUAUGGGCACAGCUCAAUCUGAUCUCCCCUGCUGCUCGGGGAAUGUCAUCUCCCCACUGA
Molecule: messenger RNA, 939 nt
Organism: Suillus fuscotomentosus
Lineage: Eukaryota; Fungi; Basidiomycota; Agaricomycetes; Boletales; Suillaceae
Exons: 4
Coding region: 1-939 (312 amino acids)
Source: RefSeq, a predicted model, not a curated record